AUGCCAAGUGCGCCCAUUCGUGUGUGCGUGUUGGUGUGCUCGUACGAGGGCUCCGACAGCGAGCUGAAGGCGUAUGAGGGGGAGCUUGUGCAGACACCACAGCACUACUUCACGAAGGCGGAUGCGAAGGAUGUCGUUUUUACUCUCGUGUACGUGAAGAAAGCGACGACGUACCGUCAAAUACGACAACUGGUAAAGUCGGGCGCCUUUGAUGUCUUCUUCAAUCAGUGCGAUGGNGCUAUUGAUGAGGACAAGGCUGGUGUUGAUGUUGUGCAGGCGCUUGAGAGCUUCGGCGUUCCUUUCACCGGCGCCAUCUCCAAGUACUACGAGCUGUCAAAGCCGGAGAUGAAACGGGUGGCGCACUACUGCGCCAUCAAGACGGCGCGGCACGCUGUUGUGGAGGCGGGUGACGAUGCGCAGGAAUUAUGCGCCUCACUGCGCUUCCCUCUUAUUAUCAAGCAUGUCUCUGGCUACAGCAGCGUUGGCAUGGACAAGUCCUGCAAAGUGCAGGACAUGGAUGCGCUUGUGGAGCGGGUGGCUCGCUUUAUUGAGCAGUACCAGGCUGCACUGGUGGAAGAGUUUAUACCCGGCGACGAGGCAACAGUGCUGGUGUGUGCUGAUGCCACAGCCCCCGGUGGCAUCCGCGUUUUUCCCCCAGUCAUGGUGCGGUUUCCGGAGGGCGAGGACUUUAAGCACUUCCACCUCAAGUGGGAGUCGUACGAGGGCAUGGAGUGGCGAGUCGUGCCUGCGGACGACCCCGCUCUUUUGGAUAUCAUACACAUCGCUGAGGCAUCGUUUCGCCACAUGAUGGGGGGUGUGGGGUACGGUCGCGUCGAUGUGCGUAUCGACCGCGCCACCAACACGGUUGUGUUUUUAGAGAUUAACCCCAACUGUGGCAUCAUGUACCCGUAUGGUCAAGAAGGCUCUGCUGAUUGGAUCCUGCGGCUGUCGCCCGAAUUCAAACAGAGGGAAUUUGCGAUGUUGCAGAUACAUGAGGCCAUGCGACGAAGCAUGUGUAAUCAGCCACUGUUUCGUUGCGCGUAUGACCCGGUGGGUGGCUACUACAUGUGCGCUGCGAAGGACAUUGCGGCAGGUACCCUCGUUUUUGAGGGCGAAGGGCGACGGGUUCGUCUCUACACAAAGCCGCACGUGUUGUCUGCGUGGAGUACAGAGGACUACGACCCGUUUGUGCACAACGCCUGGCCCGUUGGUGCCGAUGGGCAUUACUACGCCACGUGGGAUCUUAAAACGUCCACUGGAUGCACAUUUAAACACUCCUGCAGUCCGAACAUGGGGUUUGGCCCGAAUCGCUCACUCAAUAUGCUUGCCCUUCGGUAUAUCACGAAGGGCGAGGAGCUUACGAUAGACUACCGCUUCUCUAUGGAUGAUUCGGUGCCACCUUUUCAAUGCCACUGCAAGUCACCCAACUGUGGUGGGUGGAUUGCAAUUAAACAAAAUGCGAAAGGAACCAACUGCACAAGCGCGAUAUCCCGCUUGGAAACCGAAUAA
This is a messenger RNA of Trypanosoma grayi, 1509 nucleotides long. RefSeq lists its product as hypothetical. Gene Ontology annotation, molecular function: metal ion binding; D-alanine-D-alanine ligase activity; protein binding. The record is from RefSeq and is a predicted model, not a curated record. Lineage: Eukaryota; Euglenozoa; Kinetoplastea; Trypanosomatida; Trypanosomatidae. Gene Ontology annotation, biological process: peptidoglycan biosynthetic process. Bases 1 to 1509 code for a protein of 502 amino acids. The transcript has a single exon.